GGUUUAUAAGCGGCAGCCCCAUCGCCACGUUAAUCGUCGAUCUUCGAUUCGUCGUCUGCUUCCAGCGUUGUGGCGUGUUCGUCGUAUUCAUUUGCGUCAAAUUGCAUCAUUCGUGCGCUUGAAAAUCACGGCAGUGUUCGAGUUCCCCGAGGCCUGUUUCUUCUUUAUUAUAACAAUGGCCUCGAGCCUAGUGACCACCGGACUUGCGCUCGCCGCUGUCAGUCUCGCGGGGAGAGUCGUCCUUCGAUCGUCGGAAGCGUGGUCCAAGAUUCUGCAGCAAAGCUGGAAGUCACUGCCCACUGCCGAAUCCUUCCUCGGUUCCAAAUACUACAAGGGUGGUUUCGAGGCGAAGAUGAGCAAGCGAGAAGCGGGACUCGUCCUGGGCGUGAGUUCCACUGCCAGUAGGUCUAAGCUGAAGAACGGUCACAAGAAGAUCAUGCUGCUGAACCAUCCCGAUCGCGGUGGAUCGCCGUACCUUGCCGCCAAAAUCAACGAAGCGAGAGACUUACUGGAGGUUGGAAAAGCGAGAUGACUGCAAUCGUGAAUCUUGUCAUAUUUAUGUCGCGUGUCCUCAUCAGUGGCUCGUUCUCGCACACUGUUUGUUAGCUGAUGACUGCUGGCACACUGCCCUUGUAAAAUGAUGCGUCAUCCCGAAAUGCAUGAACUAUGCAACAUCUGGUCACUGUUGCGUCGUGCUGCUGCGAGCAGUGCCAGCUCGGAACGUCGGCAAAUAAAUAUACGGCGUGCAA
Messenger RNA from Ixodes scapularis (black-legged tick), 749 nucleotides. RefSeq names its product mitochondrial import inner membrane translocase subunit TIM14. Gene Ontology annotation, molecular function: ATPase activator activity. The coding region runs from base 176 to 532 and encodes 118 amino acids. Gene Ontology annotation, cellular component: PAM complex, Tim23 associated import motor. Gene Ontology annotation, biological process: protein import into mitochondrial matrix. The transcript has a single exon. The record is from RefSeq and is a predicted model, not a curated record. Lineage: Eukaryota; Metazoa; Arthropoda; Arachnida; Ixodida; Ixodidae.